UUUCUUUGAGCGUUUCCUCAGUGCAGGCCCCCACAUCAUGCAAUGAAUGAACUUUGCUAAUUCCCUUAGCAAUAAUCCAUUCCAACUUUUUGGAAAGAGGACUUAAUCACAACAUAUGCACGCACAACACAAUUAAUCAUCUCAGCUUUGCUUUUGUUUAUGGUCUCUAUAUAGAUCUUUGGCAGAUGGAGUUGGAGUCUCUCAGAAUCAUACCACAGUACAAAGAACUGUGCAGUCAUGUCUUCGGCCUCGACCGUCGUCGGACCCAUCGUGUUGGACAUCUACUCCAGAAGACUCUUGCUCAGCGCUCCCGUGUUCAUGCAGCACCCCGAGCCACCAUCCCCUUGGAUCGCCGGCUCGAACUUCGGGCUCUCCGAUCGGCCCGGGAGCAGCAGCACCAACGCCGUCAUGAUCGUCGCCGUCUUACUCUGUGCUCUAGCGUGCGCGCUGGGGCUCAAUUCCGUGGUCCGCUGUGCGCUCCGGGCGUCGAACCAGAUGGCGGCGGAGGGCGUGGCGAACCACCCGGUGGCUCGACUGGCCCGGACCGGGCUGGGGAAGAAGGCCCUGCAGCGGCUGCCGAUGCUGGUCUACUCCACCGGGCUGAAACUCACCGGGUCGGUUCCCGAGUGCGCGAUCUGCCUGUCGGAGUUCGAGGCGGGCGAGGAGAUACGCGUCCUCCCCAAGUGCAAUCAUCGGUUUCACCGCAGGUGCAUCGACAAAUGGCUGAUGGCUCGGUCCUCCUGCCCGACCUGCCGCCGGUGCUUGUUCGGGGCGUGCCGGAAGACCUCGGGCCGUGCCGGAGAGAGCCAGCCGGCCCACGCGGUCAUAGUGGCCUUGGAACCGGAAGGUUUAGUCACUGGCUACCGCUAUUGAGCAGUGCCAUUAGUCAUUUAGUGGCAGUCUGUACAGAGUUCAUAGAGGCGGAAUUGGUUCAUCUUUUGUAAUGUUUGUGAUUUGGGGUAAGGAGAUGAAAGAUGAUUCAACUCCCGAGUGGUUUUCGGCUUCUAAAGAAGCAGAAGCAGAAGCAGCGGAUGGGCUAUGGAAAUAGAGAUGAUGGGAAUCUAAGUGAAGCCCACUAAGGCAUGGUCCACUUUAUCCAGUUGCGGCAUAGAUUUUAGAUAUCCAGUUGCGGCAUCUCAUUGGCUGCCACUUUAAAGGAUGACGGAGAACCUUUGUGAUGGCGAGACAA
Molecule: messenger RNA, 1189 nt
Organism: Musa acuminata AAA Group (dessert banana)
Lineage: Eukaryota; Viridiplantae; Streptophyta; Magnoliopsida; Zingiberales; Musaceae
Product: RING-H2 finger protein ATL78-like
Exons: 1
Coding region: 238-873 (211 amino acids)
Biological process (GO): protein ubiquitination
Molecular function (GO): transferase activity
Source: RefSeq, a predicted model, not a curated record